CCUUGGUGAAGCAUGACAUCCAUCUUGCAGGGAGAUGUGCGCCAGGAUGCAGUACCUGCAUGCAUCAACCUCGCCCUCUAGAACCGAGAUCCCAGCCCUCUCUGAGCCUUGACGAACCCCAUUCUCCACUCUGGUUCCAUGCUCGCGCCUUUUUUCUUCCCUAAUGCUUAAUGAUUGUAGUUGUUUCUUUCCUUCUCUGCGCCUUGUGAGGUUUUUCUCGCACUUCUCUAUGCUUUCUUUCAAGGCAAGCAGUCUUUUCCGUUUCGUCGUCUGACUGACGCACUUUCGUUUCACCAGCUGCACUCGUUUCCUUUCUCAUAUCUGAGACUUGGCCCUAUUUCUUUGUAAUACAUGUUCGCCUUCUUCUCUUCUUCUUCGUUACUUCUCCGGCUCGUUACAGAAUGAACCCUCGGGACGUGAGCUUCAACGCGCACGAGCAACUCGAGAUACUGGCCGAAAUCAUCAAGUCCAGCAAUAUCCAUCCGGACGUGCUUGUCCUGUUUAUACGACAGCACGGCAUCAAUCCAGAUUGGGGUAAUGUGGCGCUACCAAGGGGACGAACAGUUAAUCAAUGCAACAACUGGUUCUACAGUGUCAUGAAUCAACCUGGACCGUCGGGACCUGCUUCGGGCCAUAUGAGAUCUCAAAGUCUUCAGGGGCCCGUCCCAGCAUCGUCGCUGAAACGUCCAUUCAGUCCGGAACAACAUUCCUUUGCAGGUGGCCGUCUUCUUGUGCCCAAGCCACCGAUGUCUACUAUCGGCAACAUACUCAAUCAACCACCCGAGCCACCAAAAAAGAAACGUGGUAGACCCACCAAUGCAGAGAAGGCAGCUAGAACUCAGCAAGAGCUUGCACAUGGGCAAUCGUUCCGACCUCCCCAACGCGCACCUCCGAUCGCAAGCAGCAGUAGCAGUGCUGUUGCACCGGGUCCAUUAUCAAUUGCAACGCACGCUGCUCAAAUUGCCAUGACGCCGCAGAUACGCGACCAGCCCGUCAGCGCAGGUGAAUCCGAGAGUUCGUCUAGCAAGAAGCGAGGUCGUCCUUCGAAUGUCGAGAAGGAGACACGGCGAUUGCAGCAAGAAUACGGCGAGCCUCCCGAAGUUGCGUCAGGCCCAAAUCGCCCUGGUCCAUCACGAUAUCCGAAUAUACUCUCUCCCGACGAAAGCCUUGGAGAAGCUGGUCCUAGGAGGCAAGAAGGCUCACCACCAGGCAGAGGUGAUGCGGCAACUUACCGAUAGUUCUUGCAUUCCUGGACACUCCAUAUCCAGCAAUACACAAAGAUCCCGAUCGCAUCUUGAUGUUUUAACGACAUGCCGCUACGACCGCAUACUUCCAUUGGACUUGGUUCGUACUGCGCGAUACUGGCAAUUCCCUUCGACCUCCGAUCUCUUUACUCUUAAUUUCCUUUGCCUUUACAUCUCUUUUGUUGGUUUCACACGAAACAUAAUGACGGUUGGAUCAUAGUGAUAUAUGAUGAUUUGACGGCCUCACAUCUACGGCCUCUGAUAUCUCGUUCUCUGGACGGUGUAUCUCUCACGAAUUGGCAUGCAGGCAGGCACUUUUUGGAUUUUGCCAUGGUGAUGGUUAUAGAGCUGUAACACGACGUAAUACGAUUAAUCAGAG
Aureobasidium pullulans EXF-150 is the source of this 1623-nucleotide messenger RNA. RefSeq lists its product as uncharacterized. The transcript has 2 exons. Bases 402 to 1238 code for a protein of 278 amino acids. Lineage: Eukaryota; Fungi; Ascomycota; Dothideomycetes; Dothideales; Saccotheciaceae. The record is from RefSeq and is a predicted model, not a curated record.